CGGAGGAGGCGGGAGCAGAGUGAGGUCACGUGGGCGGAGCGCGAGCGGGGCCUGCAGGCCGGGCUGACAGCCUCUGGUCGCGGUUUCUUCGCCGCUCGUUCGCUGGAGAGCCGGGAAAUAAAGGGGGAUUUCAUAGGACUCUCCGUUUUACUGCUGCAGCAAAGCCCUGAGAUCCUUGGUGCCCUGCUAUCUCACUUCUAGUAGACCGGCGAAAUUGAAGAGCUCAAGGAACUUGUUUCUUUUGGCUUCUGAGAACAGAAUGUCGGAACUGAGCGAUGAAGCCAGCGAGUCGGAGCUUUUGAAUCGCAGCCUAACCAUGUGGCACGGGGAGGGUCAGGCAGCCAGCCGCCAAGAGUUAGACGUACCUUUGGACCUUCACACAGCAGCCUCUAUAGGCCAGUAUGAGGUGGUGAAGGACAGCAUUGAACGAGGGGAGAAGGACUUGAAUCAGCAGAACCGCGGUGGCUGGACUCCACUGAUGUAUGCCUCCUACAUUGGUCACAACACCAUUGUGCACAUGCUGCUCGAAGCUGGAGCAAACGUGAAUAUGUCAACCCCAGAAGGACAGACUCCACUUAUGUUGGCAGCCAGCUGUGGAAAUGAAUGUGUUGCUGCCUUUCUGCUUCAGCAAGGUGCUGAGUUGGAGAUGAAGGACAUCCAUGGUUGGACUGCCCUUUUUCAUUGCACCAGUGCUGGCCAUCAGCAAAUGGUCAAGUUCUUACUGGACAGUGGAGCCAAUGCCAACCGCAGGGAACCCCUUUGUGGAUACUCCCCUCUGAUGGAAGCAGCGGCUUCUGGUCACGAGAUUAUCGUCCAGUAUCUUCUCAGUCAUGGUGUGAAAGUGGACAUACGGGACAGCACAGGGGCCACAGCACGGACCUUGGCCAUGAAGUAUGGACACAUGAAGAUCGUAGGGCUGAUAGACUUGCACACAGCCCCUGUGCCCAAAGUCUUCCGCAGGGGCACAGGAAAGUACGAAGAUCUGAGCUCAUCAGAUGAGUCCUACUGCGCUCCCCAAAGACAAAGGCCUGUCCGUAAAUCCAAAGGCCCCAGUAUCCAUGAAGGGCCUCACGCUCUGGCCAAGAUAACGGCAGUCAGAAUUGGAGGGAAGAGUCGGUUGCAUUGUGAGCAGGUCCCUCCAGAAGGCUAUGUCACCUUUAAAGAUGAUGGAAGUGGCUUUGAGGGAGGUGACCUUCGAUACCGAGAUGUCAUCUCUCCCAUCAAUGACCACGACGUGGAAAGCAGUAGCAGCCGAGAAGAGAAUUCCUUCUUCACAAAUGACUUGGGCAGUGUCCGGACCAGCAGUAGCAGUGAGGGCCUGGCCAGGACUGUGGGGAUCAGCAGCGAGGGCUCUUUAGAGAGCAAUGAGGAUUCUGACCACGCACCAAAGUCCUCCAGUCGAAAACAGGCCAAGAGUUCCAUGAAGGCAAAGAAUCGCUAUGGCAACAGUGACACCCACUGGCCUUGGAAGUCCAGGGCAUCUGCUCAGCACUGUGGCCCUGCUAACGAAGAGACCUCCUCCUGUGCUGGUCCCCAGGAUCUUGCCACCUUCCUAGAUCAGAUUGGCUGCCUGAAGUACUUGCAAGUAUUUGAGGAGCAAGAUGUCGACCUCCGCAUCUUCCUGACUUUAACGGAGAGUGACCUAAAAGAGAUCGGCAUCACGCUCUUUGGACCAAAGAGGAAGAUGACCUCUGCCAUUGCCCGAUGGCACAGCAGUGCCCGGCCACCGAGCGAUGCCCUAGAGCUGGCCUAUGCUGAUCGACUGGAAGCAGAAAUGCAAGAACUGGCCAUUCAGCUUCACAAGAGGUGUGAAGAGGCAGAAGUGCUGAAAGGACAGGUGAGCCAAGAGCAGGAGCUGCGGGCUGUGGUCGAGAGCUGCCUGAUGGAGCAGGACGUGGCCUGGAGCAACGCCCAGGCCAGACUCCAAGAAGCCCAGGCCGUCACCAGAAAUGCUGGAAGCCUCUUGGGGCAGAUGCAGGCCUGCCAGACAGAGCUGGCUUCCCGGAUAAACCAGGAAGAGGCACCUGGCCAGAGAUUGGAGAUCAGAGCACAGUUAGGAGCCAGCCCCGAAGGUUGGUCAUCUGCCUUGAAGGCCCUUAGCCUGCCUGAGCUGUCAACUCUUCUGGAGGAGUGUGUGGGAGAAAUGGGGACAGCCCUUUGCUCUGUCAACCAUAAUCUUGAGAGGCUACAGUGUCCUGAGAAGGGCAAGGUGCUCCGCAAGCAGCCCUAGCAGUAGAGGAAGAGAUGCUGACGUUGGGUGAUCAUUCCACCCUGAAACUGUGUUUGCUGAGAGAAUGAACAAGUGCAAGUGAUGGAUCAACUGCACAGGCCAUCUCCAGCAAGAGCCGCAGAAAGCGCGCCUGCUGUUGGUUACGAGUGAGGGCAGAUCUGCUGAGUGGCACACCUGCUGUGCUGAAGGAGGAACAUGGGUCUGAAUCUGCAAAGCCAGAAGAAUGGUGAGCACAGGAGCUCUCUAAAGCUUGGAAGUUCCAAGCAGGCAAGUUAACGUGUGCCUUGUGGAAGACUUGCUUGCUAUUUCUUAGUGCUCAAGCAAGCAUUGUUGAUACCAAUAUCCUGGUUUCUUCUUCGUCUAUCCCUGGGUCCACAACAGGAAACAUAAUGGCAAUAAAACCCUCAGCCUAGGGACUUCAUCUUCUUUUGACCUAGAGACCAAAAGAGUUUGCAGUUCUCCCCUCCCACCAUUUUACGGCUACCCUUUCUUUUGUCCUCCAGUCAAAUGUGAUAUUUUAAUGUGGGAAUGCUUAUUUUUAGCAGGAACAAAAUGCACCUUUUUGGCAUCCUUUAUUUUAGCACACAAUUUGAGAUUAUAGUCUCACACUUGACAAUAAGAGAUGCCCCUAUUAGCAGAAAUGGGGUUGUAAAAUCUGCUGGUAGUCAGAACAAGGUACUCUGGAUUUGGCUAAGGUUCUAGUUCUGAAGGGCCAGAGAUGACACCCGGUCUUGUCCUUAUAAGAGUGGUAAUCCUAGGGUGUGUAAGGCCUCUGACAUAGAGCGCAUGCUCUUUCAUUGAAGUGAUCUCAUGGAUAGCUAUUCCAGGGUAACUGAUGUUGCAAGAUGGUCCUGAGAUUCAAAGCAGAAGGUUGUCCAGGUUCUCCAGCUAGCAGUCAAAGGUAAUGGUCCUGGAAGUUCUGAAGAAGUUGUAUCUGCCGGAGCCCAUCCUGAUCGUUGAAGAGCUGGUGGGAAGGAGUUGAAUGCCUUUUCAUUCUAUUUUCUUACUGAUACGCCUAUCUCCCAAGUGCCUUGGCUCACUGUACACUUCUAUUUGGCAGAGAUUCCCAAAAGGUAGAACACAGAACUCAGUGAACCUGCUUCUUCUGUAAAAUGAGUCACCCAGAACCUGGCUUGGCUGCCAUCAGCAGCAAAUGUUUAUGUGCUAGGCAGUGGACGAAGGGUAGCAUGGCUUUAGAAAGAUCCACUGUUUGAGAAGACGACUGAUGCUGCCAGGGGGAGCCUCUAUGCAGUGGUUGGACUUCCUUCUCUAUUUCACCCCAUGAUCGUGUGGGCAUUUUUAAAGCCUGAGUGAGCACUCCAGGGUUCACGGCUGCUAAUACUGUUAGUUAAAGGGAGUUGGGUGUGAAAUGUAUUUUUUCUGAUGCGCACCAUAAGAGUCCUCCUCUCGGAAGCGGUACAAUAUUUUAAAGAAUGUCCUUCAACUUUUAAUAUUGUUAUAGUCUGGUUUCUCUUCAGAUAGUAUACAUCGUUUGCCUUUUACUAAAGAUUGUGAUUUUUUUUUAGCUGUCUUAAAUUAUUUCUGGCAAGGUGCGAUAGAACUUCAUGAAGUACAAAUCAAUUUAAACCUUGGGCAUGGCUGUACUACUCCCAACCACAAGAGGAACUCAAAGGAUCACAGGGUUUUACGUGCUGGCUCAUCCUUCUCCAUCUGGUGUCUUCUGGAUGUUUUAAAAAGGCUCCAGAGCCAACAUAGCCAGGGAUCAGAGAUGAUGGGCAUUAUGAUCUGAAACUAGUGGAGGGCACCAGGUUGGAGAAAGAUGGAGGCAGGGUUUCUAGCAAGAGUAUUUUAUGCUCUUAUGCCAGCUGCUCUCAUGUGUGCCGGGACCAUUUUGUAGAGACGGUAGUUCAGUCAUAAAAUGCUCAAUUGUAGACUGAAAUGGUACAGCUCAGGUAUGUCUUCAUCGCUUUGUUUUUUUGCAUGUGAAAACCAGACAUUUGGCUAUUUAUAGCAACAUAGCAUAAAAAUUGCGACCUAUUUUUGAUAUACUGAAGUGGAUGCUUUUCAAAUAAAACAAUGUUUUAAAAUGCA
Messenger RNA from Candoia aspera, 4282 nucleotides. RefSeq names its product ankyrin repeat and sterile alpha motif domain containing 3 (gene ANKS3). The coding region runs from base 260 to 2230 and encodes 656 amino acids. The transcript has 18 exons. Gene Ontology annotation, cellular component: cilium. NCBI's taxonomy places the organism in Eukaryota, Metazoa, Chordata, Lepidosauria, Squamata, Candoiidae. The record is from RefSeq and is a predicted model, not a curated record. Gene Ontology annotation, molecular function: protein binding.